UUGCUGACAUUCUUUGUUCUCUAAAGAAAAAAAAAACCAAACCUUUUUUUAAUGAAAGAAAAAGUACUAGCACAUCACUAUUACACAAUCACAUAACCUAAGAAAGAUAGACACAGCAAGUUAGUGGUGUUUGUGGCUCAGAUUUAACCAUAUCAAAUACAGCACAUAAGCACAAACAACCCAUCUUUAAUGAAGAAGAAGAAGUAAAUCGACAUUGGUUUAAUGGAGAAUCCCAAUGGCGUUUUGUUAGAACCUGAUCUUGUAGGUGGUGCUGUUAACUACAGAGGAGAAGCAGCCGUUAGAUCCAAAUCUGGUUAUUGGAGAUCUGCUUGGUUCAUCAUAGGUGUGGAAGUGGCAGAAAGAAUUUCAUUUUAUGGAAUUCAAGGAAACUUGAUAUCAUAUCUAACAGGACCACUUAAUGAGAGCAUUGCAAUAGCUGCAAAGAAUGUAAAUGUAUGGGUUGGAACAGCUUCACUUCUUCCUCUCUUAGGUGCUUUCGUCGCUGAUUCUUUUCUUGGACGCUACCGUACAAUCAUACUCGCUUCUCUCAUUUAUAUCAUGGGAUUGGUGUUGUUAACAUUAUCAGCCAUGCUUCCUUCCCUCACUAAAUCUAAAUGCCAAGUUGAUAGUAAAUUCAUAUUAUGCUCCCAACAUUCACAAGUAAUCUUAUUCUUCAUCUCACUCUAUCUAGUUGCCAUUGGACAAGGUGGACAUAAACCUUGUGUUCAAGCUUUUGGCGCGGAUCAAUUCGACGAACAACAUCCAAAGGAGCACAGGGCCAGAAGCUCUUUCUUUAAUUGGUGGUAUUUUACGGUGCUUGCAGGUUGCACGUUGAUAAUCUCGAUCUUGAACUAUAUACAAGAUAACUAUAGUUGGGUUGUUGGAUUUGGAAUCCCUUGUAUUGUAAUGACGAUUGGUUUGCUUGUUUUCUUGUGCGGAACAAAGACAUAUAGGUUUAACAUUAAGGAUAAUGACAAGAGUCCUUUUCUUAGAAUCGGUCGUGUAUUUACCGCGGCAAUAAGAAAUUGGCGAAAUACCUUAUCCAACACAUCUAUUGAUGAUGGAAUGCUUCUGCGUCAAGGUUCUGAACCGUUCAGCUUCCUCAACAAGGCAUUGCUAACACCAAAGGGAUCCAAAGAAGGUAAUACUUGUAGCCUUGUUGAGGUGGAAGAAGCCAAGGCAAUGCUAAGGUUGGUUCCAAUUUGGACUACAUCUUUGGUUUACGGUAUCGUCUUUGCUCAAGUUUUUACAUUCUUCACCAAGCAAGGCAAAUCUAUGAAGAGAACAAUAUUUCCCGGUUUUGAUAUUCCGCCUGCUUCACUUCAAUCGAUAAACGGUAUCGCCAUUAUUCUCUUCAACCCUAUAUACGACCGCAUAUUUGUGCCAGCAGCACGAGCUAUCACCGGAAAACCCUCAGGGAUCACAAUGCUUCAAAGAAUUGGAACUGGAAUAUUUUUAUCCAUAUUCACAAUGUUAAUUGCUGUCUUUGUUGAGAAUAAGAGACUAAGAAUAGCACAAGAGUAUGGUCUUAUUGAUGAUCCUAAUGCAACUGUGCCAAUGAGUUUAUGGUGGUUGAUUCCUCAAUACUCUUUGUUAGGAGUUUCUGAGGUUUUUACUAUGGUUGGUCUUCAAGAAUUUUUCUAUGAUCAAGUCCCAAAUGAACUAAGAAGCAUGGGGCUUGCACUCUAUUUGAGUAUUGUUGGUGUUGGAAGCUUUCUUAGUGGCUUUCUCAUUUCUCUAAUUGAAAAUUUGAGUGGCAAAGAUGGUGAUGAAAGUUGGUUUUGUGACAACAUCAAUAAGGCACAUUUUGAUUACUUUUAUUGCCUUCUUGCUGGAUUAAGUAUGGUGGGGUUUACUUUGUUCCUUUAUUUUGCAAAAUAUUACACUUAUAAUCACAAAGGUGCCAUCACACAAACAUAAUCACUCUGUAAUUUUUCUAUUUUGUCAUAUUUGUCUACGAGGCCUGUUUGGUAUGAAUGAUACAUUAAUGCAUUGAUAACAGAGUUAAAGUUGUUAAAAUAUGUUAGUUCAUA
Lathyrus oleraceus (garden pea) is the source of this 2033-nucleotide messenger RNA. RefSeq names its product protein NRT1/ PTR FAMILY 5.10. Gene Ontology annotation, cellular component: membrane. The transcript is spliced from 4 exons. Gene Ontology annotation, biological process: dipeptide transport; transmembrane transport. Gene Ontology annotation, molecular function: dipeptide transmembrane transporter activity; tripeptide transmembrane transporter activity. The record is from RefSeq and is a predicted model, not a curated record. Bases 223 to 1920 code for a protein of 565 amino acids. Lineage: Eukaryota; Viridiplantae; Streptophyta; Magnoliopsida; Fabales; Fabaceae.